Molecule: messenger RNA, 4600 nt
Organism: Anarrhichthys ocellatus (wolf-eel)
Lineage: Eukaryota; Metazoa; Chordata; Actinopteri; Perciformes; Anarhichadidae
Product: poly(rC)-binding protein 3-like
Exons: 13
Coding region: 187-1245 (352 amino acids)
Molecular function (GO): RNA binding
Source: RefSeq, a predicted model, not a curated record
CCUUAGUGUGUCCACAAUCUGCCAUCUUGGUCCUAAAAUCCCAGACUGCAAUUCCUCUCUCCUGAUAAGGAGCUUCCCCACAUCUUAACCGGUGACCGGUUGGCUGACUCCACCAUCACACUCGCAUUUGGCCCUUGAACUCCUCUCUCACGUGACCACGCCCCUUCCUUCACAUCCAAUCCCGACAUGGAGCCCAUCAAGGUCCAAUCAGAAGGUGGACUAAAUGUGACCCUCACCAUCAGGCUGCUGAUGCACGGCAAGGAGGUUGGAAGCAUCAUAGGAAAGAAAGGAGAAACGGUGAAGAAAAUGCGUGAAGACAGUGGAGCCCGCAUCAACAUCUCAGAGGGGAAUUGCCCUGAGCGGAUAGUCACCAUCACCGGGCCAACAGAUGCUAUUUUCAAGGCCUUUGCCAUGAUAGCCUACAAGUUUGAGGAGGAUAUAAUCAACUCUAUGAGCAACAGUCCAGCCACCAGUAAACCCCCUGUGACCCUGAGGCUUGUUGUCCCGGCCAGCCAGUGUGGCUCACUCAUCGGCAAAGGAGGCUCCAAAAUCAAAGAAAUGAGAGAGUCCACAGGAGCUCAGGUCCAGGUUGCAGGUGACAUGCUCCCCAACUCCACAGAGAGAGCAGUGACGAUCUCAGGGGCCCCAGAAGCCAUCAUCCAGUGUGUCAAACAGAUAUGUGUGGUGAUGCUUGAGUCCCCACCGAAAGGUGCCACCAUCCCCUACCGCCCCAAGCCUGCCUCCACCCCUGUCAUUUUUUCAGGUGGCCAGGUAAGAGCAGACCCACUGGGGGCGUCCACAGCCAACCUCAGCCUCUUACUGCAGCACCAGCCACUGCCUGCUUAUACCAUUCAAGGACAGUACGCCAUCCCUCAUCCAGAUCAGUUGAGCAAGCUCCACCAGUUGGCUAUGCAGCAAACCCCCUUUACCCCCCUCGGACAGACCACCCCUGCCUUCCCCGCAGCAGGUCUGGAUGCCAGUAACCAGGCCAGUACUCAUGAACUCACCAUUCCCAAUGAUCUAAUAGGCUGCAUAAUCGGACGUCAGGGAACCAAAAUCAACGAGAUCCGUCAGAUGUCUGGGGCGCAGAUCAAAAUUGCUAAUGCCAUGGAAGGGUCAUCGGAGCGCCAGAUCACCAUCACAGGGUCCCCCGCCAACAUCAGCCUGGCCCAGUACCUCAUCAAUGCAAGGUUCAGAGACGUGGCGGCCAUGUGGAACGACCCAACUUCCAUGACCACAUCCUGAGAUCCCUGACUGGCUCCUCCGUUUGGCCCUUUCCAAUGACAGACUACCGCAGACAACCCUGAUGAAGCCCUUCGGACUCUGGCUCUGGCUCUCCGAAAACCAUGACCGCCUUCCUGCCCUGGUUCAAAGUUGUUUAUAAGUCAGGGAGGGUUGGGCGAUCAUUUUUAUUUCAGAGAGCCAAAUUAAAUAGAAAAAAAAUAAGAAUUACAAAAAGGAAUUCUCUGUUGAUUAGUUUUCUGUUAAAGCAUGUUGAAUGUUUAUUAGGAACAACUUGUGCUAAUCUUUUUCUUCUUUUUCUCUCUCUAUUGCUUUCUCUUUCUUUCUGUCAGUGCUGCGUCAUAGAACAUCAUUAAAAGUAUACACUUGUAAAAGAUUCAGAAUUUUUGUAGAACGUAGUUAUUUGCAUAUUACAGCUGCGCAGUGAUGCUAUCGGCAGAGUGUGUGGUGGGAUGUAGCCAAAGUAUUCAAUUUUGAUAAUAUAUUUUGAAAAAAAAAAAAAAUUGGACUGUUCUGCUUUUGUCCUAAUUUGCAUCUUUGUCUACUUACAAAUCCAAUCUCUACCCAUGACUCUUUGCUGCAUCACAUGACCCUUUUAAGCCAAUGGUAUCACUCCUAGAGCCUCCCUUCUCGUGUUGAUUUCCUAUAUUUACAUUAUUGCUUAUAUUGCAUGUGUUCAAUGUCGUGUCGUUGUGCAUUUCAGUAAACCUGUUCAGUGUAUGUGUUCCUUCAAAUGUUAGUAUUAUAUCUUUGUGCUCCCGUUCUUUUCCAAAAAAAUUUUCAACAUUUUUGGCCAUUCACGUCUAGUCCUACUUCCUGCCCAAAUGAGAAAACUUUCCAAAAUAGCCUCCUUCUAUCAAAACCGAUUAUUAGUAUUUAGAUGCAUGAAUGGCAAUUGGUGGCUAAAACACUAACUGAAAAUUAAAAUGAUUGUUUACUAACUUCUUCUUAUUAUACUGUAUUUGUUUUGUACAAGGACUUUUGUGAUUUAGCACAUUAGUCAACUACGCGGCGCUCAUGCAAUAGACUAUUCAACACUUUACUCUGGACUGCCUCUGAUGUGUGAGGAAUUAGUUGGACUUAAAAGCCAAGUGUUGCGUCCAAACCGUUCGGCUUCCUUCCCUUGUAUUGGAAAAACGUUGAGGUCUUUGAGAAAGCUUUUGAGAGAGCGAAAAACAUGGGAAAGAAGCCGACUCGUCACGGCAAAGAGGCCUGAACGUUUGGACGAAGCCAAAUGGUAUUUUUUGGGCCACGGAAUGUUCAGGGGUUCAUUGGGGGGGAACUCGCAGGGCCUGGGCGGACGUGACCACUCAGUCUCUUUUUCAAGAUUGUUCAUCUCGUCUUUUUGUUGUCAUAAGAUUGAUUUGACGCUUUAGGUUUGAAUGUCUUUUUAUUGUCAUGACUGUCAACAACUUAAUUGUUUUUAUUUGAAAAAGGACAGGUUGGAUGACAUUUCCUGUGUCACUGGUUUUCAGUAAAAACCAGCAUGUAUUUAUUUAUGGUGUGGUGAUGCACAUAUGACUUUUUGGUUGUUGAUCAUGAAACUUAAGCUAAGUUAGUUUUGUCGUAUUGUAUUUAAUUUGAGAGGGAGGUGUGGAUGAUAUUUGGUAUGGUUCAGUAUUUCAACCAUCCCUCACGUGUUUUACUGAUGAGGAUGCUCUAAAUACGAUUGGACAGCUUGAGUCGUCUCAUUUCCGAUCAGCUGAGCUCAAUUAAGUUUUGACAUAAUACAGCUGUUGAAUGUUAUUGUCGAAUCACAUUAUCUACUGUCCAACACAGCAUCAUUCUGCAUUUCCAGUGUCUCAAUUUCUUUAUACAUACCACUACUUCUGUUUUAUUGCUAGCCAUAUGCUGAGCUUUAAGGAAACGUUUGAUAUCUCGGGAAAUAUGGUUUUUCGAUUUCUUGUCAGAUAAGAAUUCCAUUUACCAGCACCUAAAGUUCACAAAUUAAGUUGAUUUACUUUUUCUUCCAUCUUCACGCUAAGCUAAGUUAAGCUAACCGUCCACUGGUUUUUGCCUCAUAUUUAGCAAAGAAAGCAAAUAGAACUCAGAGGGCUUAAACUAUAAUGAAAUAAGUAACAUUCUUGACUUCAAGCAACCAGCUUGAAGAGACUCCAGCUGUAGUAGUCCGGAUCAGGAAACAGUGCGGCUCAUAACCGACCAUUUACAUCGAUUUGUUGUUUUUACACUUUAGUUUAUACAAAUUAAAAAAAACACAGCUGGUAGGCAGAUUUUGUUACCUUUGAACAGAGCUAGGCUAGCGGUUUCCUCCGUUUCAAGUCUUUAUGCUAAGCUAAAUUACCCAGCUGCUAACAGUAGCUUCAUAUUAAGAGUACAGUGAUGAGAAUGGUAUCAAUCAUGUCAUUUAACGCUCUGCAAGAAAUUGAAUCAACAUAUUUGCCAAUAGGUCAAUCUUUCCUGUAACUUUGGGUCUUAAGCGCUUCGAUGACAUAAAUGUGAUUAUGUAAAUGGACAAAUGCUGUAUUGCUAUACUGAACCAUGCAUAGUCAAUGAUUAUUCUGCAAUAAUUCUUACAUUUUGAUGUGAACUCAAGUAGUAGUGCUAGCAUUGAAAUUAUGAAUUUGUGUUUCUUUUUAUUUUGAGUUGUCAUAGCUUGUACUUCAAUGGGAAUGUUUGUCAAAUGAAUACAAUUAAAUUAUGUUUUUGGGCAAACUUGCUUUUUAGAACAGUUAGCUAAUACCUAAGAGGGCAUUCUUUCCCAACAGUACUGUGACCGUAAAGAACAUCCUCAAGGGUAUUAUGGCUUUUACACAACUGUUAUCAGUGCAUGUGUACCAUUGAAAUGUUUUACUUAAAUUGGUACACAUUUUGUAAGCAUUAAAAACAUUGAAAAACAAUGAUUACUAAUGCUAAUUAGCACAGUUGGCGCGUGCAUUUGACAAAGAUCUUGUUGUGUGAUAUGAAUUUGGUUGCUAUGGCAGUGUGAUUUCAAUAACAUCGAUAUUCAUGAGUUACUCAGUGUUUGAAACCUGUAUUUACAUUUGUGUAUAUGCCUGAGUAUACUACAACUUUGAAACAAACUGCAACUAAUGCAAUAAUAGGGUGCAAUGUGCAAUUAUUUAUUCAGUUAUUAUUAGUAUAGAUACAGGAGAACUGUGUAGCUUAUUUAAAACACUUUUUUUAAAUCCACUUUCCAUGUGGCAGCAACAGCAGGAAAAAAAGAAUGACUAGACAUGUUUUUUUUCAGCUUUUGUUUGUGUGUAUUGCAGUUUGGGGAAAAAAAGUGAUAGAACUUCGUAACUAUUUUCGAUUGAUUUAUUUGCUAUGUGCAGAUCUAUAUUAGUUGUGAGUAAUUACAUAGGUUUUAAUUUCAAAGUGUUGGUAAGUAUAAAAACAA